Neohortaea acidophila is the source of this 969-nucleotide messenger RNA. Its product is annotated as proline iminopeptidase. Lineage: Eukaryota; Fungi; Ascomycota; Dothideomycetes; Mycosphaerellales; Teratosphaeriaceae. The record is from RefSeq and is a predicted model, not a curated record. Gene Ontology annotation, cellular component: cytoplasm. The transcript has 3 exons. Gene Ontology annotation, molecular function: aminopeptidase activity. Bases 1 to 969 code for a protein of 322 amino acids. Gene Ontology annotation, biological process: proteolysis.
AUGACGUCCCCCGCGCCCUACAAACACUCGCCUGCCUUUGACGAGGGCUUCCUGCAAGUCAGCGAGCUUCACAAACUCCAUUACGAGCAGUAUGGAAAACGAGAUGGAAAGCCCGUCGUCUUCCUCCACGGCGGCCCAGGCGGCUCGGCUACAUACGAGCACACCGUCUUCUUCGACCCGGCCGUCUACCGCGUGAUCCUCUUCGACCAGCGCGGAGCAGGCAAAUCUCUCCCGCCAGCCGAACUCCGCGAAAACACUUCUCAACUGCUCGUCGCGGAUAUCGAGUCGCUGCGGCAGCACUGCGGGAUUGAAAAGUGGGCGAUGGUGUUUGGCGGGUCGUGGGGCUCGACGCUGAGCUUGCUGUACGCGCAGACGCACCCGGAGCGCGUGGGCUCGCUUGUCGUGCGAGGUGUGUUCACCGAGCGGAAAGAGGAAUUGCAGUUCUCGCGGGGACGCGGUACUGGUGCUGCUCGCAUUCAUCCAGAGGUGUACGAGCGGUUCGCGGGGCAUCUGGAUCCUGCGAUUCGACAUGAUCCUAUUCGCGGGUACUACGAGCUUCUCACUUCGGAGGACUACGGUACGCGAUUGGAGGCUGCGAAGCGGUGGAAUGAAUGGGAUAGCAUGCUGGGGUUGCUGGUUUCGAAAUCCGAUGGUCUAGCUGGCAAAAGUGACACUUGGUUUCUGCAGCAUGCGAGGCUGGAAACGCACUAUGGUGUCCAUGGGGGCUUUAUGGAGGAUGGACAGUUGCUGAGGCCGGAGAAUUUGGCCAGGAUCAAACAUAUCCCCUGCGCCAUUGUACAGGGCAGAUAUGAUUUGUUCUGUCCGCCGACUACUGCGUGGCAGCUGCACAGCGGUCUCCCGCUCUCGAAACUCCACAUCAUCCCGGAUGCUGGGCACAGUGCAUUCGAACCGGGAAUCUAUCGCAAGCUGAUUGAGGUGUGCGAUGAGUUUGCAAAGAUGGACCUAUAA